This is a messenger RNA of Argentina anserina (silverweed cinquefoil), 1150 nucleotides long. RefSeq lists its product as uncharacterized. NCBI's taxonomy places the organism in Eukaryota, Viridiplantae, Streptophyta, Magnoliopsida, Rosales, Rosaceae. The record is from RefSeq and is a predicted model, not a curated record. Gene Ontology annotation, biological process: RNA processing. Bases 74 to 1042 code for a protein of 322 amino acids. Gene Ontology annotation, molecular function: protein binding. The transcript has 3 exons.
CCUAUAUAUAACUAAACAACUUAUUCUUCUCCUUCUUCAUAUCAACCUUUUUUCCAAGUCCUAACCAAUAACCAUGCUUCUAAGGAGCUCUUCAACUCCAAUCUUGAACUCAUGGCUCUCCCACUCCAAAGACCCCCAACCAGAGCCAGAGCCAGUUCUCAAUCUUCCCAGAACCAGGUCAGUCAACUUAUCAUCUUCCCUCCACAGCCCCACUUUUGACCCAACAAAGACACCAACCCAGUUCCUAGUUGAAUCAGACACCCAAACCUCCCCAGUUAAACCCAAAAAGAAAACCCCCAUACCACAAAUCAAGAGAAAGAAAUCUAAAAACAGAGCCAAGAAAGGUACAGAACAAGAAGAAGAACACAAACCCAUCACCAUAUCAUCUUCAUCUUCAACACAAAGGCUGUUCUCAAGCUCUGGAUUGGGUGAGAAAGUUGGGGAUGAUGAAGAUUGUGGUGCAGGGAAGAAAGAGAGUGUGCUGCAGACACUGACGGUGGGUGGUGAUAUGGGAAAUAAUGGCGGUAAGAUCUGUGGUGGUGGUGGAGGGAGAAAAGGAUCAGACAGUGGAGACGAGUUUGGGUUCUCUGAGAGUAACAAUAAUCAUGGGACUAAUAAUACCGAUGCUUAUUACCGGUCAAUGAUCCAAGCAGACCCGAGCAAUCCUCUCUUACUCAGCAACUAUGCGAAGUUUCUAAAAGAGGUGCGAGGAGACUAUGCUAAAGCACAGGAGUACUGUGAGAGAGCAAUUUUGGCUAAUCCGAGUGAUGCCGAUGUUUUAUCAACGUAUGCUGAUCUGAUAUGGAACACACAGAAGGAUGCUCAACGAGCUGAGACUUAUUUUGACCAAGCUGUUAAAGCUUCCCCAGAUGAUAGUUAUGUCCUGGCUUCGUACGCUCAUUUCCUGUGGGAUGCUGAAGAGGAUGAAGAAGAGGAUGAAGGAAAUGAAAGGUUUCAACACGGAACUGAUCAAACCUGCACAUCUUCAUCCAAUUUCUACCGCGGUGCUCAUCAGCAUUCUCCUUUAACUGCAGCUUCUUAAACAACUCUUCAUCUGAGAUAUAUACCAUAUUAGCUGUGACAUGUAAUAUAGUUGAAGUAACAUAAUAGCUGUGAUAUAUGUAAUCUACUUUUGGUAUCUUGUUCCUUA